This is a messenger RNA of Drosophila ananassae, 4123 nucleotides long. RefSeq lists its product as uncharacterized. The coding region runs from base 95 to 3481 and encodes 1128 amino acids. NCBI's taxonomy places the organism in Eukaryota, Metazoa, Arthropoda, Insecta, Diptera, Drosophilidae. The record is from RefSeq and is a predicted model, not a curated record. The transcript is spliced from 3 exons. Gene Ontology annotation, molecular function: ATP binding; nucleic acid binding; RNA helicase activity.
UAUAGUAGACAACUCUACAACCCUACCAAACAGAAAGAGAACCGGCUGUGGAAAAAGUGUUCUAACGUGCAUAAACAUAUUCAUUUUCGACAAAAUGAUGCGCUCCCUAGCGCACAACUUGGAAAACGGCGAGAAGCGCACCAGCGAUGUGGAGCCAGGUCAGGUGCUAUCCUUUUCGCAGCUGCGAUUGAAGCGCGAUGUCAUGCGCGGCUUACAGCGCAAUAAAUUUAUGACGCCGACUCGCAUCCAGGCGGCUGCCAUUCCACUCGUGCUCGACGAAAUGGAUCUGCUGAUACAAUCGAAGAGCGGCACUGGAAAAACUCUGAUCUAUGUGCUGGGUGCCAUGAAUAGUUACUUUCCGGCUAUGCGCUGGCCGCAUGCUCUGAUCGUGGUGCCCACGCGGGAACUGGCCAUACAGGUGGAGGACACCUUCUUCUACCUGUCGUACUAUAUGCAAGGCUUCCGUGCCCACGCCUUUAUUGGUGGCACCGAUGUUACCAAAGAUCGAAAACGCAUGAGCGAGAGCCGCGUGAUUAUCGGCACACCCGGACGCUUGUUGCAUCUCUACCACAAUCGUGUUUUCGACGUGACCAAAAUACGUCUUCUGGUGCUGGACGAGGCGGAUCAGCUGUUUGUCACCAAGGGCCUGCAGGACACCGUCACUGAGCUGAUCAACGUGCUGCCCGAACGCCGCCAGGUGAUUGCUUGCAGUGCCACCUACGAGAACAACCUCGACGAGCGUCUGGCCAAAAUGAUGCGGAAGCCCGUAUUGAUUUCAAACAGCGAGCGCGCCACUGUCCUCUUGGGUAUACGUCAGUUCGUUUAUGAUGUGCCCCAGCAGAUCAACAGCAUCCAGGAGAUGCGCUGCAAGCUGGAGGCCGUUUUAAAGAUAUUCGCUCAGUUGCCGUACGAGCAGGUCAUUCUUUUUGCCAGUACCCAAAUGCGAGCGGACUCCUAUCGCAACUAUCUCAUGAAGAGUGGCAUCCAGUGCAGCCUGCUCACAGGCGCUAUGGACCAGGCCGAUCGCUUGGAUGUUUUCGAGAGCUACAGGUCCUUUAACAUGCGCACCCUGGUGGCCACGGACGUGAUGGCACGCGGGGUAGACUCAAAGCACGCCAACCUGGUCAUCAAUCUCGAUCCGCCUAAGGAUCACGUAACCUAUCUGCACCGCAUCGGACGAGCCGGUCGCUUUGGCUCCCAGGGCAUAGCCAUAACCUUUGUCACCCCCAAGGAGAGCGAGACAUUCAACAAGAUUCUGUCCGCCUGCACAACGGGAAUGUCGGUUCUGGAGUACCCUAAACAACUGACCGAGUCUGAUAACUUCAGUUUCUGGGAUUUCGACAAGUACAACUUCCCAUACUACGUGAAGACCGAAAACACUCUCAUUGACGAAAUGCCAGUUAGAGGGGGAAUAGCACAAAACGCCACGGAAAAGACUGACAAAGAUGCAGAGAAGGACGACGAAGCUAUCGGUAGCAAUGAAAAUAUAGAAAAGGCUUUUAUCCAGACCCAGGAGAAGGUUGUGGGCCAUCAACAACAGCAAGUGUUGAUAGAAUCUCCCAUUAGUGUUGUAGGGAUCAACGGCUCGAAUGCUGGCGAGGUUGGAUCGCCAGAGAUUCCUAUAAAUGAACCUGAAAAGCUGCAGUUGCUCCAGAAGCACACUGAUCUUGUCAAAAAUGCAAGCGCCCAAACGGAAAUGGCUCAGCAACCUGCAUUUUAUAAACAAAUUAUUGUUAAUGCGUCUUCCAAAUCCACUAAGGAGCUUCCCCAGCUCGAAGACAAGGCAGUUUCCACUUUGGAAGAUUUGAAACCAACACCAGACAUGGAGAAGCCAAUUUUGGUCAUCACAAAAGAUGCUCAAAUUCCAAACAGCAUCGAGUCGUCUUUCAUUGACGAUCAAAAUCAGGAAGUUGGAAAAAUGGAUGUUGAAAUUCAAGGAAAGAAUAGCCUGAACCCCGAUGAAGUUUUUUCUCCGGAGUUGACGCCCUCGUUGACUCCCCUGGAGAUAUCCCAGGAACCAUCCCCAACCACAGUGACGCCACCAGUGCCGCCAGCCAACUCAAUCAACACCAAGACCUACUGCCUGGUGGCUCCGCAUAACUUCAGCUCGUCGACUACCCUGCAGCCCAUGAUCAUUUCGAACACGGUGGACGAUGCCAGCAGCAUCAGCUCGGAUAGCUUGGAGAGUGGGCUCUCGGCCAGCCAGAGGUCGAGUUCGUACGAGAGCAUCUUCACCACCAGCGAUGAGGCGGAGAUUUGGAAGCGCUACAAGACAAAGGAGAAGAAGCGUGUCUGCCGUUUUCCCAUUCGCCGUCCGCUGUGCUAUGAUUGGCUACACCGACCUCCCAACAAAACUAAGCGUCGCAGGACAAUUCGCCAGAAAAAGACCUACGAGAGCUUCUCUCUUUUCCCCGGCUCUAAGUACUCUGAUAUGCUCAAGAAAUUCCAAAACCGAAAGAGCAUUAUGGAUAGGCUGGACAAGUAUAUCGAGACCAAAGAUUUAAAGGGUCCGGAGGUGGACAGGCUCAUGAGCACGCUCUACGACUCUGUUAUUGAACUCUACUAUCCAAAUGGAACAAAAUCUAGUUCCCCCAAACCGGAAGAGAUACCGAAAAACGACAAAAAACUAAGCGAUGUUUCGCCGGAGGAGGAGACUAAUAAAUCGUCCUUGGAACCGGAAGGACUUGCUGGACAGCAAAAAGACGGCAAAGAACCAAUCCAUAUUUUGCAGGGAGAUCAGACUGACAAACCGUCCUUGGAACUGGAAGUCCAGCCAGAAAAGAAUAAGAAAUCAGACCAGUUGCCGGAGGACCCGACUGAGAAAGCAUCCUUAGAACUGCAAGCAAAUCCAGACAUGGAAGAGGAACCUAUCAAACUGAGUAUUCAUGUCACUCACAACAUGAACAUUGCCCCAGUCCAGCCGCCAGAGGAGGAAUCUGAUGCAGACGACAGUGCGUCCAGCGAGGCGGGAGACGAUGAGUCCAGUUUGGAUGAGUUUGUCGAAAGUGACGAUCACAAUUCCUCAAGUGGCUUCGUGGAGAGCAACGAUAGCGGAUCAUCCGGAAUAGACACCUCGGAGUACGAUGCCAGCGACACUACUGUGGGAGAGGAGGACGACUAUGGCGACGAUGAAGAUGAUGACAGCUACAACCCGAACUACGAUCUGGAAUUGACGGUGGAAGAGCUUGAAUGCGAGGAGGAGCAAGAGGAUGAGUACGAGGGCGAAAACUUGGACGACUACAAGUACGAAAAUGAGAUAAUGGAAGUGCCCUGCCAUGUCAGCCUGGCUGGAACCAGCUCUGAGGGAACCGAGGAAGCAGCCAGCAGCGGCGAUGGCGAGGAGGAGGAUGAGGAAAAUUCGGAUGAGGAGGAGAAUCAAAAGAUCCUAAAUUUGUGGCAGAAAACAUUCGCCCAGCAGUAUCAGUUUAUUGCCUCGCAUGUGGCCAACUACAUGGCCCACACCCGGGAAAAUGAAGACUAAACUACUAGACCCCAACUAUAUAUCCAAAAUGGCUAUAAAAGCAAACUAGUCGAAGCUCAGGCAGUACGAUUACAUUCUCUAUAAGAAACGGAUCUGUUCCAGAGAGGCUGCAUCAGUCUCUGUUUAUACCUUUAUAAAAUUUUUACUUUUCCCAUUUGAAUACUCAAUAUCAAACUAGUUGGUACACUGUUAUGGACUAUUGAAUUUAAACUAUAAAUGUUUUACAUGCAAACAGGAAAAUGCUGCAUGCUUUAUUUACUAACUUGAACAGGAAUAUAAAGUUGAUGCGAUUACAAUCCAAAGACAAGGUUGUAGGCUCAGUUGUUACGAUGGAAAUGAAAGCUAAAAAGUUUAUAUGAUAUAUGAUUUAGUUAUAGGAUUAUAGCAAACUGCUAUGUGAUACAUCAAUGAUGGAAGUAAAAUUUCAUACGGUUAUAGUAAUGUAGGUCUUUUCGGAUAAGAAUGAAUCUAAAUCAUUUCAGUUAAAGUUUUUUUUGAUACAUUAUUUUUUAUUAUUUAUAAAGAGACUUAUAAGAUGAAUAACAUUUUGAAGAUAUUUGGUUCUUAUUACAAAACCAGGCCUUGAUAGUCCUGACUGUUCUUUUUCUCAAAUAAAUUAAAUAAAUAUUAUUUUCUAAAUAA